GCGCUCUAAAGUGACAUAAUGGAAUUUUUAGGAAUAGAAAACUUGCAAAUGCGUACCGACGCCCACAGAUAACACCUCUCUCGCGCGGGAGAAGAAAGGAUAUCAUAAAACAACAUCAUACAUCGAUUAAAAAAAAUAAAAACAUUAGCAGCUCAGCGCUCUGUAGGGUGUAGAAUGGGAACAAGCCUCUACCCAGACGAGGAAUAUCACGCAUCAUGAUGAAGAAAGACAUGAGUUUGAACCUAAACGACCAGAACAGCUCCAGCCUGAAGCCCGAUCUGAGGGAUGCUGAAGGGAUCCUCAGUUCCCCCGAGCUGGGGCUCCUGAAGCUGGCUUCUCCGGAGCUGGAGAGGCUCAUCAUCCAGGCCAACGGAAUGGUGACCACCUCGCCAAACUCCCAGUUCGCCUACCCUAAGACGGUGAGCGACGAGCAGGAGUUCGCGGAGGGAUUCGUCAAAGCCCUGGAGGACCUUCACAAGCAGAACCAGCUGAGCGGAGGCGCGUGCGUCCCUCCGAUGCUGAACAGACUCGCGAGCGGCACGGAUCUGCCCGUGUACACGAACUUGAGCACGUACGGGAGCACCACGGUGAACUAUUCCACGGACACCAUUCCGUUCCCUCCUCCGCCGCCCGCGCAGCCGUCUCUGAAGGACGAGCCGCAGACCGUGCCGGACAUGCAGAGCUUCGGCGACAGUCCUCCGCUGUCCCCCAUCAACAUGGACACACAGGAGCGCAUCAAGGCCGAGCGGAAGAAGCUGCGCAACCGCAUCGCCGCCUCCAAAUGCCGCAAGCGGAAACUGGAGCGGAUAUCCCGGCUGGAAGACAAAGUGAAGAACCUGAAGAGCCAGAACACGGAGCUCGCGUCCACCGCGAGCGUGCUGAGAGAACAAGUGGCGCAGUUAAAACAGAGAGUGAUGAACCACGUUAACAACGGGUGCCAGCUACUGCCUAACCAAGUGCAAGCUUAUUAGAAAACAGACUUUAUCUACCAGUGUUUGGGUGGUUGACGAACAUGCUCUGGUUUUGUUCAAUUUCACAUUUCCACAGCAGUGCACGACGUCAAGUGAGCCAAAUAUUAAGGAACUACUUUGAUUAGCAAAUCCACAUCCGCGAGGAAAUAUAGUCCUUGACUUGGCAGAACGUUGCUAGCGAUCGUGCGCUGUUAUUACGGGGUCAAUCUUUAACAUAGGAACUAUAUCUGUUAUUUGUGGUUUAAUAUGAUAUUAUAUGUUUUGAUUGGACAAGCAGCGUUCCUAAGAUUUUUCUAAAACGUAUUAUGUAUUAGUCCGCCUGUACGUGUGACAGCUGUCAGUCUGCGCGUUCGACUCUGUUUUAGUUUCGUUUGGAACUAUUUUCGUUGCUUUUAUUAAAAAAAAAUGAUAUUUUUUUAUUAAACGAUCUUUAAGUACCAUCAACAUUGCUGUGCGGUGAAACCUUCGAUUGGUAGCAAGUAGCCUAAUCAAUCAUCAUUCAGGACCUAAAUUAUAGGCCUAUCUGGGUAAUGUCAUAUUUUUAAGAAGCCUUCCUAAAGUUCACUGUUUGUAUCAGUCCGCUGUGCGUAACACAAUUGUGUUUUGGUUUCUUUUGGAACUAUUCUCGUUAUUUUAAUACUUUCAUUAAAUUAUGAUAUUAAUUGCAACCAUUCCGAUAGAACAUACAGUCCUUGACUUGACUAAAUGUUGCUAUGCAACAAAACUAAUUCUUUUUAAAAAUCACAAGCUAAAAUGUGUUUUACGUCACAGCCGUUUCUUGUAUUUAAGCACUACUGGAACGCUGCACUGAUCAAUCAUCCUCCAUUUUAUAUAUAUAUAUAUAUAUAUAUAAAAUGCCCUAUACAACAGUAAGUUCUACACUAGUUUAAUUGCGCAAGCAGUAUUUCUAAACACUGUAUCACUAAUUUGUUGACAGCUUCUUCUGGAACUAUUUUCUGUGGUAGAGCAACAGCAAUAUCAAAUAUUUCAAGUGCAUCAAAACCCACAGUGUUGGUGCUGAAGUGAAUUCAUUUCAGCUGUCUGUGUGCUGAAACCUUAUUCUGAGCUCCACAUGUCCAGUCAACCACCCAUUCACUGAUGCAUGAAGGCCACAGACUGAACUGAUCUCUUCCUUACAGUGGCCAUUCGUUCUGGUUGGACUGUUGAAAUGGACACUACAGGUGCUGAUGUAUUAUAUGUUUACAAUAUUUUGUAGCAAAUGGACUCUGUGCUACAUGGUUUGAUCUCAUGAGAGAAGCAGCUGUAUUUUUGCAUGCUCCGGACAAGCUCCAAAUGAGUGCAACCAAACACAACAAAGAUGUCAUGCAUGUUAUGCUUUAUGUCCAAGGCCUUAUUAAUCAACGACUGUAUCGAUUUUAUAUUCAACUAUUCACACAAUGUCUUAUUUUAUGCUCUUUUGGAUUUACGUGUGUGGUGUUGUAAAUGGAAGGGUUUCGCCUGUCACACGUCCUGUACUGCCUUGUGUGUACAUUAAUGUCAUUAAAUCUGUUCAAUUCACUUGUUAAA
Messenger RNA from Carassius carassius (crucian carp), 2498 nucleotides. Its product is annotated as transcription factor JunD-like. Bases 216 to 971 code for a protein of 251 amino acids. Gene Ontology annotation, biological process: regulation of cell population proliferation; regulation of cell cycle; regulation of transcription by RNA polymerase II. Lineage: Eukaryota; Metazoa; Chordata; Actinopteri; Cypriniformes; Cyprinidae. Gene Ontology annotation, cellular component: transcription regulator complex. The transcript has a single exon. The record is from RefSeq and is a predicted model, not a curated record. Gene Ontology annotation, molecular function: DNA-binding transcription factor activity, RNA polymerase II-specific; RNA polymerase II cis-regulatory region sequence-specific DNA binding; transcription factor binding.